Molecule: messenger RNA, 3577 nt
Organism: Penaeus vannamei (Pacific white shrimp)
Lineage: Eukaryota; Metazoa; Arthropoda; Malacostraca; Decapoda; Penaeidae
Source: RefSeq, a predicted model, not a curated record
GUGUAGCAAGACCAGUGUGAUUUCUCAGCCGACUGGAUCACAGCAUGCAUAGGUGGCUGACUGCAAACCAUAUAUAAGACACUGUCCCAUAAUGCUUGAGCAGAUCACCACAUGCCUCAUCCAUUCCUAAUGCACAAGCACGGCUCUUACACCUUAGGAAGUAGAUAGUAGAAGGGAUUGGAGAAGGGACGGAAACGAGAGCUGGAGGGAGAGCAGACCCUGCAAAAUUAGUUAAGUCGAGGGCUGAGGGCCAAGGCAGGGGAGAUCCCUGCAUUGGGUCCCAUUCUCCGUCUCCUAAGCCCCCCCACGACAACAACGGGCAAGGGAUUGGGGGGGGGGGGGAGCGACAGUGCUUUGCGGGGUGGCCGAAAAGCCAACAUUUCUUGCAUUGACGGGGAGGAUGUCGUUAUGGUCUGACUUGUGGCCGUAUUCACAAACGAUGCGAAGACCUUAUACGACGACCUUAUACAAACAUCGUAUAAGCUCGAUGGUGCGUACCCAGAAACACUACGAAGGGCGGGACUUUGCGACGGCGAUCGCAUCAUUUACCAGGCGUACCAACAUUCCGAUUGCUGUGAUGGUGGGCAAGGUUGGUAUGCCGCGCAUCACCUGUUCAACGUAAACAAGCAUGAACGCUAAGAAGACAGACCGUACAAUUCCUCUCUCUGAAAAGCAACAGCUUUGCCUGGUGAGUCUCGUCACCGAGAGAGCUGACGUGGUUCAGUGUAAGAGCCAGGACCCCAUGCUCCUGAAUAGAAAAAAGAAGAUUUGGGAUAAAAUUGAAGCUGAGUUUCGUGCAAGAAACCCAGGAUGUGAGCCUCGUGGAGCACAGCAGCUCAAGUGGUCAUGGGACCACAUUAAACGGAGAGUGAAACAGGAGCAGGCAAAGCAGAAGAGAAGGAGAAGUACUACUGGUGGAGGUCCACCACCAAGUCCACCAAGCAUGACUGAGGCAAUGUCUGCUGCUGCCAUAAUCAUGGGUCAUGAGCUGGCCAUGAACGAUGAGCCAUACGACUCAAUAGGGUUACACCCUGUUGAUGAGGACGGUGAUCCAAUUGCCAGUGUGUCCAUAGAUCUUAUAGAUCUACAACAGCCAAGCACAUUCAGUGUCCCUGCUCCAUCCAUUUCUUCCUUCACUCCUGUUCCAUCCCCAUCCCUUAAUCCUUUUUCCUAUUCAACCACUACCUCCACUCCCUUCACUCCUGUUCCAGCCCCUUCCCUUAAUCCUUUUUCCUAUUCAACCACUACCUCCACUAACCCAUUUCACUCCAAUCCUUCCUCCUUCCUUAGUUUUCCCCAUCUCCCUUCUGCAUAUCUCCCACCUACACCUUCACCUUCCAUAGUCGCCCAACACCUUCUCAAAUUCCUUCUACUCCUUCCCCUUCACUAGUCCCACCUUCUUCACCAUUUCCACCUUCUCCUUCACCGGUCACCACCCCUUCACCCUGUAUUGUUGAGACUCCAGUCCAGGAACCUCCAAAGAAGAGGAAGAGGACAAUACAGGAAGAUGUAUUUGAAAAGGCCCAGGAGAGGCAGGACAGCUUUCUCAGACAGAAGGAGAGGAGAUUGGAGGAACAACACCAGGCACAAAUGCAACUAUAUGUAAGGACAAAUCAGCUGUUGGAGAAUGGUGACCAACACAUUAAAGCACUGUCUGGUAGGCUUGGAUGCUUUUUAGACGCAGGGCACGAGGCAUACACGAGCAUGUCUGAAGCGUAUAAGAUGAUUGCAGAGUCAAUUAGGCGACAGCACAAUAUGUAAUGUUUGUGUUUAUUUAUUAUUACCAUUAUUAUUGUUUUAUUAUUUUAUUUAUUUGUAUUUUUUUCUUUUGUUUUUGGGAUACAAGAAAAAUUACUUAUUUUCUUUGGAGAAGUUUUUUGCUUUGUAAUAUUACAUCAUAGUCUAGGAAUUUGUUUAAAUCUGGUACAUAUAUUCUUGAUGUUGAAGACCCAAAUUCUGUUUCAAGUCAAUCAGGCGUUUGGGGACAGAAUUAUGGGGUUUUGAAAAUUAUAGUAUUUCAGGCCUUUUCGCAUUCCUCCCCCCCCAGAAAAAAAAUUGUAGAAAUUUCUUUAUAUCCUAGGCAGGCCAGUGAGGGCUCAUUUUGAAGCUCUGAGAUAUAACCAAUAAUGGAUUUGGACCAGUGCUAGGGAAAGUGUUAUGAAAUGUACUUGAAAAACAAACUUUUUUUCCAUUUAUCUCUGAGAAUUAGUACCCCCCCCCCUGACUGUUUCUUGUGCCAAUCAGUUGUUUAAUCAGAGUGGAACCUCAAAGGGUUUUGAAGCUGUGAAUCUUUUUAUUGGGUUAUUACAUGUGAAUUCAACAGGAGUUAGAUUACCUCAUAGCUUAGGAUUUUGUUCAAAUUUGGUAUAAAUUUUCUUCUUGGUGUGGAAGACCCCAAUUCCAAAUUUCAAGCCAAUUAGGGUUUUGGGGACAAAAUUAUGGUGUUUUGAAUAUUUUAGUAUUUUGGGGUUUUGCACAGCCCCCUGAAAGGAAAAAGAGUAGUGUUUUCUUUCAUAAUAACCCCAGAAAGGCCAGUGAGUGCUCAUUUUGAAGCUCUCUUUGAGAUAUGUCCAGAAAUGCAUUUGGACCAGUGCUAGGGAAAGCAUAUGAAAUGUACUUGAUAAUAUACUUUCCCUAACACUGGUUCAAAUGCAUCUCUGGACAUAUCUCAAAGAGAGCUUCAAAAUGAGCCCUCACUGGCUUUCCUAAGGUUAUUAUAAAAGAAAAUACUACAAUGUUUCCUUUCGGGGGUUGCGCGAAACUCCUAAAUACUAUAAUUUUCACAAGAUAAUUUUGUUCUCAAAACCCUAAUUGGCUUGAAAUUUGGAAUUUGAGUCUUCCACAUCAAGAAGAAUAUAAGUACCAAAUGUAAACAAAAUCCUAAGCUAUGAUUUAAUAUUGCUAUCAAACUCCUGUUGAAUUCAUAUAGAAUGACCCAAUAAAAAGAUUCAUAGCUUCAAAACUCUUUGAAGUUCCACUCUGCUUUUUCUAUCCUGAAUAGUUUGAUUAAACAACUGAUUGGCACAAGAAAUAUGCUGUGUGUGUGGGGGGGAUACUAAUUCUCUGGGAUAAAUGGAAAAAAAAUCUUUGUUUUUCAAGUAUAUUCCAUAACAUACUUAACCUGUUGCUGGUCCAAAUGCAUUUCUGGACAUAUCUCAAAGAGAGCUUCAAAAUGAGUCCUUACUGGCUUUCCUGGGGUUAUUAUAAAUGAAAAUACUAACAUUUUUCCUUCUGGGAGGCUGCGUAAAACCCCGAAAUACUAUAAUUUUCAAAACCCCCAAAUUUUGUCCUCAAAAGCCUGAUUGACUUGAAACUUGGAAGUUGCAUCUCCCACAUCAAAAUUAUCAAGUUAUUUAUGGUGUUUUUUUUGUGAAAGGAAAAGAAUCUGUGAUAAUUGUAAAUGUAAAUGUCUUUAUGUCUGUGAUAGCAAGAAAUGUGUGAUAAAAGAAAAAAUAAAGGUUUCUGUGAUAAAAGAUAAAUGCCAAUUUUGUUAGAAGUAAUCAUAUUGAUAAUGUUUUGUAAUGAACUACCAAAGAAGUUUAAUUUUGUAUUGAGAAAAAUAAAUAUUUUUUGCCAA